GAUCAAACAAAAAUUGUUUUGACGUCACGUCCGUAGGAGGCAGUUGUUAGGGAGCUAACGUAGAAGAUUUUAUUGUUAGAUUUUGCUUAAAUAAGAAAUAAGAAAUCAGAUGUCAAGAUGAUCGUCACUGUUAAACCGCUUCAGGGGAAAGAAUGUAACGUUCAGGUUGCGGAAAACGAGAUGGUGUCGACGGUGAAAGAACUGGUGUUUGAGCGCUUGAACAUACCACCUCAUCAGCAGCGACUGCUUUACAAAGGAAAAGCUUUGGCAGACGAAUACAGAUUGAGUGAUUACGCCAUCGGCCCAGAGGCCAAGCUGAAUCUGGUGGUGCGGCCGACCGGAGAGAGGAACAGCCGGGCGAUGGUCAGCAGUAAUUCCACUACCACCACCACCACCAGCAGCAGCAGCAGCAGCAGUGGGAGCACUGGUAGUGGAGUAUGGCAGUUACUCUUCACAGUUUUGGCCAAACAUUUCAGUCCUGCAGAUGCAGCCAAAGUCCAAGAACAGCUCAUUAAGGAUUAUGAACGUUCUCUCAGACAGCUCAGCCUGGAUGAUAUCGAGCGCCUGGCUGGACGUCUGUUGCAUCCUGAGGCCGAGGGAAUGGACAUGUCGUGCAUGGACUGAGACUAGCUGCCGUGUGUGUGUGUGUGUGCGUGCUUGUGUGUGUUUUGAGAGUCGGUGCACACUUUAACAACAGCAACACGAUGACCUGAAGCUUGUAAUGUAUAUGAUGUGGACAUUUAGGAACAACGGGACCAUAAGACCACGUGUGAGCACGAACGACUCGGCUAAAAAUAUCGAACAGAAGAUUCCUUUCCGGUCUUCUGAUCAGCGAUUAAGUGACACGACGUGCACUUUUAUUCGCGACAUAUUUCCUUUGUCGUGCUUUCAGAUGUCCUGCCUUUUACACUCGUGACAGCUAUCAGCAUGCUGCAAUGUUUUUGUUUGUUAAACUCUUCACGUGUGGGUUAAAUUCAAGACAUUUUAACGUCGCCGUGUUCUCCGUUAGGGGACUGCAGGCAUAAACCUACAGUACGGUAGGAGUUGCUUUAUGCAGAAAGCCAAUAUAAUCACAGCACAAAUACAGAUUAAGCCUCGUGCAUGAAAAGAGGUCGUGCUGCAUUCGAGUACUGUUUUUAAAUCGCACUCGCCAACUUCCUGUGAAUAUUUCCUCUUUCGGGGGAAUCGCUGUCAUAUUUUUAGGAAAAUUGUUCCAGUACUUUAUCAGACCAUGUGCAGUUUGUUCAAGCCAUUGGAGCUUUGACAGUUCGAGUCAACACUGUAUUUCGACACACAACUUAACCCAAGAUGUUUUCCAGUAAUAAAAUACUAUGAGCUGCAUUACAGCAACUACUCUGUACCUCACAGUGCAUCAAACUAACUACAGUACGUUACUUAAACUCGGCUACCUAAGAGACGACCAGGUCGCCAUGGAGAUCGGUCAAGAUCGUUUUUACCUCCGAGAUCGGCUUGCAACUCAAGAACGGCCUUUUAAAAACAGUAUUGAACCCCCGUCUGUUCGGCUUUAGCUCGAACGACGAUCAUCAUAAACUUCAUGAUCAUAUUUCAGGUUUUCAGUCUACAUACACUCUGCUGCUUCACGUUAUGUUCGGAUGAACCUAUUUAAGAUAGUAAAGGAGUCAACAUUCAUCACUACUGACCACAAAGUUAGUGUUUGGCCAUGUAUAAGUGAGCAUUCUGACUUUGUAAAUACUGUUUAUUAUUAUUAUUAUUAAAAAUGCUAAUAUUCA
Tachysurus fulvidraco (yellow catfish) is the source of this 1751-nucleotide messenger RNA. It is a transcript of the gene ubl4a, whose product is annotated as ubiquitin like 4A. The record is from RefSeq and is a predicted model, not a curated record. The coding region runs from base 118 to 624 and encodes 168 amino acids. Gene Ontology annotation, molecular function: protein binding. Gene Ontology annotation, biological process: post-translational protein targeting to endoplasmic reticulum membrane. Lineage: Eukaryota; Metazoa; Chordata; Actinopteri; Siluriformes; Bagridae. The transcript has 4 exons.